This is a messenger RNA of Zea mays, 4637 nucleotides long. Its product is annotated as putative protein of unknown function (DUF640) domain family protein. NCBI's taxonomy places the organism in Eukaryota, Viridiplantae, Streptophyta, Magnoliopsida, Poales, Poaceae. The coding region runs from base 556 to 1170 and encodes 204 amino acids. Gene Ontology annotation, biological process: response to light stimulus; mRNA transcription. Gene Ontology annotation, cellular component: nucleus. The record is from RefSeq and is a predicted model, not a curated record. The transcript has 3 exons.
CACUCGAUCGAGACAGCAGAGGGAGAUAGUAAUACGGAAAAAUAUAUUUUUUUAACCUUUAGUCAUGUCGCUCGCCUCCCACCCCACACUAGUGUUCUUUUCAUCACUUUCACCUAAAAGCCCUAACAGUGCCACCUCUGCGGCGCGACUUUUCGCCUCUACGGCUGUUGAUAUUCCUACCCUCUGUUCCACCUCCAAGUUGGCUCCGCAGAUCUCCCCUUUUUAGGACAAACAAUCCAUCCACCACCGCCCUACACACCCUCCUUCCUAAAAAUAGUAGCCGGCGCCAUGCAAAUGCGAUUCCCCACAGCUCCCCGUUCCUGAUGGAGCUCCUCCGCAGAUCAAUGGACCUAUGAGACGACGAGCGACGCCAGUCAGCAACCAGGUCGUCCAGGUACCGCAGGAACUCCCAGCGGCCACCCCUACUAGCAACCACUCCAGUCUCCAGCUGAGCUGAGCUGAGCAACAAAGGCAGUUCAGCUCCAUUCCAACGCGCGGCCGCUGCCUCGGCUGCCACCGCCGAGAUCAGCCGCCAUCUCCACCAAAGGUUAAUCGAUGGACCUGCCCCCAAACCCCGAGAGCCCGGGAGGCGGUGGUGAUGGCGGCGGAGGAGGCGGAGCCGGUGGAUCGAGCGGCGGGGCGUCUUCGUCGGCGCCGGGCGGCGGCACGCCGCAGACGCCGAGCCGGUACGAGGCGCAGAAGCGGCGGGACUGGAACACGUUCGGGCAGUACCUGCGGAACCACCGGCCGCCGCUGAGCCUGGCGCAGUGCAGCGGCGCGCACGUGCUGGAGUUCCUGCGGUACCUGGACCAGUUCGGCAAGACCAAGGUCCACACGGCGGCGUGCCCCUUCUUCGGCCACCCGAGCCCGCCCGCGCCGUGCCCCUGCCCGCUGCGCCAGGCGUGGGGCAGCCUCGACGCGCUGGUGGGCCGCCUCCGCGCCGCCUUCGAGGAGAACGGAGGCCGCCCGGAGUCCAACCCCUUCGCGGCGCGCGCCGUCCGCCUCUACCUCCGCGAGGUCCGCGAGCACCAGGCCCGCGCGCGCGGCGUCAGCUACGAGAAGAAGAAGCGCAAGAAGCCGCAGCCAGCUGAUCACGCCAGCGGGAGCGGAGGACAAGGCCCUCACCACCCGCCGCCUCCGGCACCGCCGCCCGCCGGCGCGGCGUGCUGAGGCCUGAGGAACAGUACUACGACACACGCACCCCAUUUGGUAUGCCGGCCGGACUGAGCAUAUUUUAUGUAGGUUUCGAUCGAUUUGCCGGUGCAUGCAUGCAUGGUUUAUUUGCUACUACCGUUUUGCUCGCGCUGCUGGUGCUGCUUCUUCUUCGCUUAGACUCUCUCUACCGAUCGUGUGCCGUGCUACAUUGUUAUUUCUUCUUCUCCGUCUCUCUCUCUCUCUCUCCUGCUACACGCUUCAGUUCCUAGCUACCGCUUAUUUUCGUUUCAAGCAGUUUAAUUUGCUUGUAGAAGCAAAUCUUAUCAUUGGAUCAUUGAAUUGAAGCCUAUAUAUAUAUGCUUUUCAUUCAGUACUGCUCAUUGUAGAGAUGAACGAAGAUGGACUUGCAUACUUGUGUAUCGGUUCAUUGUACAUACGUACGUGUCCUCGAUUCAUAGUACAGAGAGAGGACGAGAGAGCUAGCCAGCGCGGGUACCGGGAUAUGGCCAUCCCCUCUCUCCUCUGCAGUUCUUCGCGGGUGCCAAGUCCCAUCAAGGACGUACAAAUUUGACGCAUCCAGAUCUUUGGCUUUCUUUCUAGUUCUGAUUCCUGUGCCGCUUCCUUUUUCUGGUGCGAUUGCGCUCGAUCGAUCGGCGCCGCGCGUUAGCCCGGGAACUGCUCCACCCACUGCACCAUUGAGCAGUGUGACAACGGGCAUGGCCGGACUGAUCGAUCGAGCCGGAUCGUGGAUGGUACUGUCGCGGCGCACUGUUGCAUGCCAUCCUCCGUCCCAUUGGCUCGGUGCAUAUCUUGCUAGAUCUUGUCUGACGGUUGAAUAGGGUGCAACUGUUGUUCUUCUCUAGCGCGCUCGUGCCACUGGUCAGGCUGCCGGCUGGCCGGCCGGCUUCGCUACCCUCCAGCUGCAGUGACGCCCAUAGGAGGUCCAAUGGAUGAAUAGUUGUAAUAUGUUUGUGCUGUGUGUGCCACUGCACUAGCUACCUCUCCGGCUUCUUGUCUAGCACCAUGAAUUAGUUUAGUAGGGUGCGGCCAAAUAAGGAGAUGUUCAUUGAUUCACUGUAAUUAGCAGCUUCAUAUCUAUGGCUCUAUCUCUUGUCGAGCUGCAUGGUUGCAUUGCUAAAAUUGGUAGUACAUUUUGACAUACAUAUACACAGGAUUUCAUUGGUUGCCUGGUCUCUGAUUCCUGAUUUCAUGCAUGCAACAAACUAGUGCUGCUACCCAUCUGAAUGCAGUCUGCAGUAUCUAUAUGUUAACAUGAUAAAAAAAAAGCUCUUUAAUUAUUUGCAAUCUCCAAGCAAUCAUUUGGUGAUCUGAUAAUAAUGGGAUUUUAUAUAUGACUAUAACUAGCUAGAUUAGUAAAAUGUUGGGUUAGAAGCAGCUCUUGAACUUACUCAUAGUUUAUCAUUAGGCUAAGAUACAAUAUAUAUAGUGGCUGGAUUUGCACGUUCAGAAUCAUCCAUUUAUGUUUGCACAUAUAAAUUGAACAUUGUUGGUUUGUCUCCUCUCUUAGUCUUCAUUUUAUGUGCUCAUGUGUGUUGUUACUAUAGAGAAUUAUAAUUACUUAGUUACUUAAAUGCAUGUGCCUUGUUUGAUAUGAUUUUACGGUUCUCUAGUUUUCUCAAUGUUUUGAAGGAUAAAUACUAAGCCAUACUAGCAAAAAGAUUUGUAGAAUUAUAUAGUAAUCUGUAUAAUCACGUACAUUUUUAGCAUACUCCCACAGUCCCACUUACAUACUCUUAAUUACGACUUUACAGAAAAUUUAGCAUUUUGACUUGUACUAACACAAGACAAACUACUGCGCAUUUUCAUAAUUAAGUUAUCUUAUUGGGUUCUUCGAAAAUCAAACCUCAAAUAUGCAUCGAUAACACAAUUAUUUGGUUUUGUAAAUUUUCACAUUUCUAUACAUUUAACAAAGUUAGAAAAUUUUGAUUUAGGAUAAUAAGAACUAACAAUUUAAAAUGAAGGGAGUAAACAUAAAGUAUGAAAAGCACGUACCACUGUCCUACUGUCAUCUUUGUCGAGUGUCUCAAACACUCGGCAAAGACUUUUUUACACUCAGCAAAUACUUUGCGAAAUGUUACAGUUGCAAAAAAUUUAUCGGCAAAUAGUUCUUUGCCAAGUACUUUUUUGGGCACUCGCCAAAGACUUUGUCGAGUAUCAAAAAACACUCAGCAAAGAAAAUCACUCGAUAAAUUAAGAAUCGCAAAAUAUAAAAAAAACAACAAAACAUUUUUAAAAUUAGAGGAACAACCCCAACCAUCACCAUUUCUCUACUCAUCGUUCUAUCAUUUUUCAUCAUUUUUUGACUGAAUUUACGUGUUUUGUGACCGGCGAGAUUCAAACUCGCAAUCGCUCUCGCGCGUAAAUUACUCUACCACUACACCACUAUAUCACUAAUGUCUAUAUUACGUUUUUCUUCCCCAUGUAUUAUAACAAAUCAAGAGUAAAUUGAUUAUUUAAGGCACUAAAUGAAUAUAAAUGAAAAUGUUGUCAGCUGUAAAGUUACAUAACUUUUCAAGAUCUACAACUUUUAUAUUGAUAGUUUUUUCAUCUGAGGUUGUUUACAAAAUUUAAAUUUCAAAUUUUAAAACUUCAACCAUAUUUUUUAUGACAAGACGAUUUCAAAUAAAAAUGUGUUAAUUAUAAAGUUUCAUAACAUUCAAGACCUACAGCCUUUUAUUUUGGUGGUUUUUCCAUCCGAGGUUGUUUCAAAAUUUCGAAUUUUUUAAAUUGAAAUAAAGUUUUGCAUGACAAGAUGAUUUCAAACGAAACUGUUGUCAAUUAUAAAGUUUCAUAACUUUUUAAUACCUACAACUUUGAUUUUGGUGGUUUUUCCAUUUGAGGUCGUUUUGAAAUUUUGAAUUUUGAAUUUUUAAAAUUCAGACAUAGUUUUCAUUGACAAGAUGACUUUAAAUCAAAAAGUUGCCAACUAUAAAAUUCUAUAACUUCUCAAGAUCUACAAAGUUUAUUUUGGUUGUUUGAUCAUUUAUUUAUCUGAUAUGUUGGUUCUAACAUUAUUCAUAAAUCUUAUGUAUCUCUGUAUUAGUUUCAUAAACUACGAGAGAGAUAUAGUUUUCAUGAACAAAUUUACUUUUAUGUUAUCAUAUAAAGAAAUGUUCAAAAUAUAAAUGGUACAUCUUGAUGCAUUAUACAAAUUUAUAUUUGAAAUCUUUUUUAUUUGAAUUAAUUUACUGCUUCAAAAUACAAUUUUUAAAUUACCUUUGCCUAGUGUUGGAAAAAAACACUUAGCAAAGAGCUUUUGCCGAGUUUCAAAAAAAAACACUCGGCAAAGAAACCCUUGGCCGAGUGUUUUUUGUUUGGCCUUCGGCAUGCGCCGAAAAACACUUGGCAAAUCAUUUGGCACUCGGCAAAAAGCCGGAUUCCGGUUGUGUACUUCGAUGAAAAAUGAGACAUCUGCCAUAUUGAAAUCCUACAAAAAUUAUUCGCUCCGUUCUUUUUUUAUU